This is a messenger RNA of Colletotrichum godetiae, 1020 nucleotides long. RefSeq names its product rhodanese-like domain-containing protein. The transcript is spliced from 2 exons. The coding region runs from base 1 to 1020 and encodes 339 amino acids. Gene Ontology annotation, cellular component: mitochondrion. Lineage: Eukaryota; Fungi; Ascomycota; Sordariomycetes; Glomerellales; Glomerellaceae. Gene Ontology annotation, molecular function: thiosulfate-cyanide sulfurtransferase activity. The record is from RefSeq and is a predicted model, not a curated record.
AUGGUUACCGUCGCUAUUUUCCGACCCGCGCGCGGCGCCAAGUUGUCGCAAUUCACUGCGCGCUCUUUCCAAGCCACCACCGCCUUCGCCGCCCGCCGCUCCUUCUCCUCCUACCUCGUCACCCCCAAGGAGCUCGACGAGGCCCUCAAGAAGAACCCUCCCUCCAAGAUCAGCCCCGAGCCGCGCACCGUCCCUCUUUGCGCCUCCUGGUUCCUUCCCAACGAUGGCCGCACCGGCAUUGAGGUCUACCGUCAACAGCGAAUUCCCAAGGCCCGUUUCUUCGACCUCGACAAGGUCAUUGACCGCCGUAGCGAGUACCCCCACAUGCUACCUUCCGCCAAGGACUUUGCAGCAGCCAUGAGCGAGCUGGGCAUCCGCAAGGAGGACACUGUUGUCGUCUACGACACCAAGGAGUUGGGUAUCUUCAGCGCCCCGCGCGUCGGCUGGACCCUCAAGAUUUUUGGCCACCCCAAAGUCCACGUCCUGAACAACUUCAAGCUCUGGGUCGAGCAAGGCCUUCCUACCGAGUCUGGCGAGCUUUAUAAUGUCGAGUGCUGUACCUACCCCAUCCCCAAGCUGGAUGAGGGCAAGGUCGCCGAGUUCGAGGAAGUGCGCGAGAUUGCGCUGGACCACAACAAGGAGGGCGCGGAGGGCGUACAGAUCCUUGAUGCGCGAUCCCCCGGCCGUUUUGCAGGCACCGACCCGGAGCCGAGACCUGGCCUGUCGUCCGGCCACAUGCCCGGCUCCAUCAACAUCCCGAUGACAGCCGUCUUGGAUCCCGAGACCAAGACGUUCUACCCCGCGGAGAAGCUCAAGCAGAUCUUCCAGGAGAAGGGUGUCAACCCUGAGAAACCCAUCGUGUCGAGCUGCGGAACCGGCGUGACUGCCUGUGUUAUUGAGACCGCUCUCGAGGAGGCUGGAUUGGGCUCUCCUGAGACGCGCAGAGUCUACGAUGGAAGCUGGACUGAAUGGGCACAGCGGGUCAAGCCUUCUGACUCACUCAUCAGGAAGAGCGAGUAA